Rhopalosiphum padi (bird cherry-oat aphid) is the source of this 1158-nucleotide messenger RNA. RefSeq names its product 3-oxoacyl-[acyl-carrier-protein] reductase FabG-like. Gene Ontology annotation, molecular function: oxidoreductase activity. NCBI's taxonomy places the organism in Eukaryota, Metazoa, Arthropoda, Insecta, Hemiptera, Aphididae. The record is from RefSeq and is a predicted model, not a curated record. The coding region runs from base 296 to 1066 and encodes 256 amino acids. The transcript has a single exon.
UUCUGUAAUGCUGUACCUAUAAACCACAGGAAUUAAUUAUAAAUUAUAAUGAAUAUAUUUGAUUAGCAUUUACCAUUCAGUAUAAAUAAUUAUUUCAACCUCCUGUAUAUUAUAUAGUUUGAUUACGAAAGUUUUUAUUUUAAAACUGAUAAAAUUAAAGACGACGUAUGAAGUAUCCGUGUACAUACGAUAUUAAAACUUAAAUUUAAAUUAUUGAUGAUUAAAACUUAAAAAAACAGGUAAUUUACUGUAACAUUCGCAAGUUUUUAAUCUGUGUAGUAUCUGUAAUAGUAAAAUGAGUUUUCAUAGUAAAAUAGUUUUAAUUACGGGGGCCAGUUCAGGAAUUGGUGCAGCAACUGCUAUACACUUUUCCAAAUUGGGAGCAAAACUAGCACUUACUGGACGCAAUCUUGUCAACCUACAGAAUGUAGCAGAUCAAUGCGAGAAAAGUUGUUCACUGAAACCACUUGUGGUUGCUGGUGAUCUAACAAAUGAAGAUGAUACUAAAAGAAUUUUGGAUUCUACUAUUUCUCAUUAUAACCAACUGGAUGUUUUAGUAAAUAAUGCAGGUAUUUUAGAAAAUGGAACUAUUGAGUCUACAUCUCUUGAUCAGUAUGAUCGUGUAAUGAAUGCCAAUGUGAGAUCGAUCUAUCAUUUGACCAUGUUGGCUGUUCCCCAUUUAGUGAAGACUAAAGGUAAUAUAGUUAAUGUAUCAAGUGUAAAUGGAACCAGAUCGUUUCCAAACGUAUUGGCAUACUGUAUGUCAAAAGCAGCAGUGGAUCAAUUUACAAGAUGUGUUGCAUUGGAAUUGGCACCAAAAGGAGUUCGUGUAAACAGUGUUAACCCAGGAGUUGUAGUUACAAAUCUUUUAACAAGACAAGGAAUGAGUCAAGAAGAUUAUUCAACAUUUUUAGAAAAAACAAAGUUCACACACGCAUUAGGAAGACCCGGUACUGUCGAAGAAGUUGCUAAAGCAAUUUCAUUUUUAGCUAGUGAUGAUGCUAGUUUCACAACAGGCGAUUCAGUUUUUAUUGAUGGAGGAAGACACGCUAUGUGCCCAAGAUAAAAUAUUUGCUUAUGAUACAAUAUGAUUUAAUGGUGAAACAUUUUUGUUUGUUUGUUUACUAUAUACCUAAAUAUAUCUAGAUGAAUAUAAUA